CUCAGCAACAAGGGAUACUAUGAAGAUUAGCUGCAAGGUGAUAUUUGCAGCAGCAUCAUGGUGGCUUGUUAUGACUUCUUGCUGCUGUGCUGCAGUGACAGCGGCUGAGGUCCAGGAAGAGUCACCAGAACAAGAUGUCCAGUCUCAACAACAAGUCGCAAUUCUUAAGCAGAUUAACCGCGUAAAUGAUGACGGAUCCUACACAUUCGGAUACGAAGCCGCAGACGGAAGCUUCAAGAUUGAAACACGUGAUGUGCUGGGUAAUGUGAAGGGUAUGUUUGGAUUUAUAGAUGAGUCGGGGGAGCUGAAGAGAGUCUCUUACUCUGCCAGCAACAACACGGGAUUCCAAGCCAACGGUAACCUACCCACCGUCAUAGUGGGAGAAGAUAAGCAAAAAGUAACCAUUCGGAGCCAGCCUCCAGCACCACCAUUACUGUACCAGCAGAUUAUCCGGCCAUUGGUAACUACCCGCCGAUCGCCAUUGGUGCAUGACUCGACCACGACAACAGAACAAACUCUGGACUCCACCACUCGAAGGCCAGUCCUCCUUUAUGCGCAGACUCUGGCCCCAGCGAGUGUUUCAGAGACUCCAGAACCAGUGACUAAGGCCGCUGUUAUCCAAACAAUCCCCAGAUCUCGCCGACCUCAAGAGAUCCCUAGCUCAACAGAGAGGCCAUCAGGACCAACAACAACCAGAAGACCUCUGCAACUAUAUGGUCAGUAUAUCCGUCAGCAUCCAGGAAUACCUGGAGGACAGCCUGUGAGACAGAUAUUCGUAACGCAGGGUCCAGUCGACGAAGCAGUUGGUCGUGCAGAAGCUACAUCCCCGCGACCGAAUGAAGUAGUUUACGGUCAUUAUAUCAGUCCUACCCAUUCAGCUGCCAGCACAACACCAUCCACACAGCUGCUGAGGCGAGUUGUGCUCGCUCGGAGACCUUCUGACAUAACAGAACCGCCUAUUUCGUUGGUGCAGUUGAAGCAGUCGCAGGAGGGCAAGGAGAGUAAAGACGAAGAUGGAGCAGCGAAAGGAAAGGCGUUGAGGAGACAGCUUGCCCAGGAUAGAGGACUGAAUUUCAACCCAGGAGUUCAGACACCGCCACAAGGUGCACGAGUGCGCCAGUCUGGAACUGACGACACAGGUGACGUUUACGGUGGUUCAGUGGGAGGUAGCCCACGACCCAUACCUGCUGUCCCAUUCCGGUCUUUCUUCAUUCCAGUACAAUCCCGCGCUGUCCAGAGUGCCCUAUUACAAAGUCAGUUACUUCAGGAUUUAGCAGGCACUAGACAGAGACCGGGAUAUCCUCAGGACGAUAUUCCACCUGGAGCUAUACCAUCAGAUUUUGGUGGAGCUGUCAGAAUACCUCUCGGAGUUAUACGUGGAGGGGUCCUGGACCCCAGAAUUCCACCAGGAGCUUUCCAGUACGCAGGGCCCAAUUAUCAGUAUCCUCCUCAGGGACCUGACUCCGACCUUCAGGAGCAGCUCCUACAGCUCCUGAUGGGCCGACAACAGCCACGUCAACCACCUUAUAUUGACGAUUAUCAAUACCGUCAACAGAGCGCAGUGCCAGCACUUACGCCAUUCCAGAUAGCAUUGAUGAUGACCCUGGGAGAAAAUAUUCCUCCAGACCUUCUGGAUGAUCCUUAUCAACAGAAUGUAAACAGGCAACAGCCAGUUUAUGGCCCUCGGCAACCACAAUACAACCGCCAAAAUAUUCCUUACCCCAUUCCUUAUCCUCCACAACAAGGACAGUACGUUAACCCACAAGCAGCUUAUUCCCCACAGCAAGGGCCUUACAGCCAACAAAUACCUUAUAAUCAGGCCUUACCAUAUGAUCCUCAGCUCUAUCAGCAGCCUUACACAAGCAACUACCAAAAUCCAGUUCCCUAUUUGGGUCGGUUACCGUACCACAUAAGAAGACGGCUACGUUAUCGACCGCAGCCAGUGUACUCCCAGCAGCUUCCUUAUGCUAACGACCAGACGGCUCCUCAGGAUUAUUAUCAACAGCCUAUAUCAUAUCCUGGACGCAACCCGCAGGUCGGAUAUUCUCAGGAUUUCCUACCUGACCAGUACCGUGACGCGCUGAUCCUGCAAAUGCUCCUAGCUGUUCGAGCAGCACAGCAGCAAGGAAGAGGGCAUCACAGGCCUAUAGAACAGAAUCCGAACAUACAGGAACGGUCACAGUCUUACCUACCUCCGGCCAGCACGACAACAACAACUACAACUGUCAGGCCUCGAACUCUUGCCCCCGUGCGAAACGUCCAGAUCCUUGACCCUGUAACUGAAGAAGUCACAGCCAAAAGGUCAACGGACAUACCCUCCUCUCGGUCAUGAUCCGAACAAUGCCAGUGUCCUUCCAAGCAGACUUGUUAAAUAAAAUUAGAGACAUGCUGUAAUGGUAUUCUAACGCUGCUUAGGCUUUGGGAUUGAGAACUGAGUUCAUCUCCGUCCAAUUUGUUUCAUAAAAUUUGUGUCACAUUCAGUGAAUUUGCAAUGCUUGUUAGAGAUAAUAUGAUUAUCAUAAAUAUUCAAUCAUUUUAAUCCUAGGAUAUUAUUGCUUUACCUUGUUGUGCCCAGUUUUUAUGUUCGCGUGAACGUAAUGUAAACUAGGACAACGGAUAACAUUGCGGUCUUGUUUGAGACGAGGACUGAUUGUAAUGUACAUAUCAGUGUUUUCCGUACUAUUUAAAAACUGAUCGUGCUACAUUGGAUGAGCAGCCACAAUAGCAUAAAUACAGAUGAGCAGAUGUAGAAACACUGUGCAUUGAAAACGCCGUGGCAAAACAAUUUUCGAAAGCGAAAAAGAAAAACAGGUCUGCGGGUAAUAUUCAGAGACAGAAGAAACCAAUGAAGAACGUCGUCCUCUGGGAUAUGGCGCAGUGUAGAUAUUGUGUAAACCGACGUUUGGGAUGAACGCGU
This is a messenger RNA of Cryptotermes secundus, 2917 nucleotides long. RefSeq lists its product as uncharacterized. Gene Ontology annotation, molecular function: structural constituent of chitin-based larval cuticle. NCBI's taxonomy places the organism in Eukaryota, Metazoa, Arthropoda, Insecta, Blattodea, Kalotermitidae. Gene Ontology annotation, cellular component: chitin-based extracellular matrix. The coding region runs from base 20 to 2332 and encodes 770 amino acids. The transcript is spliced from 2 exons. The record is from RefSeq and is a predicted model, not a curated record.